AUGCGAGACAUGGCCGACGGGAAUGCUGACAGCGAGCUGGCUGCCUUGCGCGACGUCUUGGGCCACACGCUGGACGAUGCUGAGCUGAAGAAGCUCCUAAACAGAGCUGGUAACAACGCUGGUGUCGCACUGAACCUGCAUUACGAUCAGGCCACAGCGGCGACAGGAGGCAACCUGGCUCAGAAGAGACCAGCGCCAUCGUUGCCCGGCUUCUUCGAGACCAGACAGAAGUACCCGAAGACUGACAACUCGAUAGCCAUUGACGAGAAGGAUGCGAACUCCGAACGGAAGCAUGCAAGCGCCAUCGGCUCGUUGCAGGAAAAGCCAGCCACGGCGGCAUGUGCGAGUUCUGCGACCACCCCUCUGGCAGAGCGCAUGCGCCCGAAGGGAAUCCAAGAGCUCCUGGGCCAAGAAGAUGCUUUGGGAUCUGUCUUGCGCCAGGCUGUACGCGAAGAUCAUUUGCCUUCCCUGAUCCUCUGGGGCCCACCUGGCUGUGGCAAAACCUCCUUUGCGCACUGCGUGGCCGCAGGAACCAAACGAGCAUUUCGGUCCCUGUCUGCUGCCAAGGCUGGUGUCGCAGAGCUGCGUGAGGAAUUGAACCGAGCUGCUGGCACCUUGAAGUUGCGCAAGCUGGGAACCAUCCUCUUUGUGGACGAGUUCCAUCGCUGGUCGAAAGCACAGCAGGAUGCUCUGCUCUUGGAUUGCGAGAAAGGAAUAAUUACGCUGAUUGCUGCCACCACUGAGAAUCCGUCUUUCUCGAUUAACAAUGCAAUUCUAUCGCGCUGUCGCUUAGUCGUGUUCGGGAAGCUGUCACCGGAAGCCGUGGGACAUGUCAUCGAUCGGGCAAUCCGUGAAGAUGUUGUGCUGGGGGGCACCACGCUCACGGGUGAUGCACGUCAACUUCUAGCCACGGCAGCGGACGGUGAUGCCCGCGUGGCACUGAACUCGUUGGAGCUUGCGGCUCACCUGACAAAGUCAGGCUUACCGAUCGAUUCCGAGGCUGUUCAAGCAGCCAUCCAGAAGCGUGCUCUUUAUGAUCGCAACGGGGAUUUUCAUUACGAUCUGAUAAGUGCUCUGCACAAGAGCAUGAGAGGUGGGUGUCCAGAUGCUUCGCUGUAUUAUGCCACACGGAUGCUAACCGCAGGCGAGGAACCGCGCUACAUCACACGCCGGCUCAUUCGCUUUGCAUCUGAAGACGUGGGAAUGGCAGAUCCCUUGGCUCUGAGUCAAGCGGUCGCAGCCGAUCAGGCAGUUCAUGCCAUUGGAAUGCCUGAAGCUGGAGUUGUGAUUGCUCAGUGUGUGAUAUACCUGGCACUUGCACCAAAAAGCUGUGCGGUCUACAACGCCUAUGAAACUGUCAAAAAGUUGUGUGAGAGGGAGCCUCAUGCGCCGGUCCCGCUGCACAUCCGCAAUGCACCAACGAAGGUGAUGAAGACGCUGGGCUACGGUGACGGCUAUGUGUACAAUCCAGCAGCAGGAUACACAAGAGGCUGCAACCAAGGAUAUCUCCCAGAAGCGAUUGGAGACAAGCAGUUCUUCAACAAGAGCGAUUGUGUCGCGAACCGGCUGAACCUGCCACCUUUUCGAUGGGUUCAGUACAGGCCAGAGCCAGAGGAGAUGCUUAGCCCGUUGACGGUCCAUGGCAUGGAGCUGAAUUUGCUUGGGGCAGUUGCUGGCGUCUGCAUCGGCCAAAUGGCAGUCGAACUGCGUCAGGUGCUGCAUAGCAUCGCGUCAGCUGCGGUGGCACUGCUGCCAGCUUCUUGCCAUGCUUCGACAAUGAUGGACCGAACUGCUCCCCUUGCCGCUAUGUGCUUUCACAUGUCCUCUUGUGCAGUCAUGUCUCCUUUUGUGGUGGCCGGCCUCGAAGGGCUGCUGAAAGAGGCCCAGUUGCACAGGCACAUGCUGUUGCCAACAGUUGCAUCAUCGUUUCGGCAAAGGUGUCGGUGGCUUCUGAAGCGGUUAGCUGCAGGCAGCCUGCAUGACACCGUCCGAAAGGAGCAGGAUGUUGAGUUCGCUUGGCUUGCAGAGGACGGGAAAGAUGUCGAUGAUCAUGUUCCACAUGACUUGCUCAACCAGCCCAAAGCCUACGAAGCCCAAGCCAUCGCUACCUGUCAACACCAAUCAACCAACAUACAGCCAAGCUGUUGCCAGAUGGCCGCAGCACAGGAUGUGCCUCACCCAGAAAGAGGAGGCUUCCAUGUUGCAUGGCCUCCAGAUGGCGACAUGGAGGCUCUUGGCAGCUUCACGGCUCGGGCCGUCGAUGCAUUGGCACAGGAAGGCUACUGCGUGAUCCAGCUUCCUUUGAGUGAAGAAGCGGCCGAAGAAGCGCAAGUUGAGGUCACCUGUGGAAGGUACAGAUGGAAGCGACUCCGGAGGGAGUUCGAGCCGUCCUACUUAGGUAGACAUCAGAAGUGCAAGACAGCAUGGUUGGAAGAGAUGGUGGAAGAGAAGCAAGAGAUGGACAGUCCAAUCGACCUGCUGGACCUGUACCUUGCUCGCUUUACACAGUUUCUCUUGCCUGUUGCCCCCUUCGCGCUGGAUUUCAUGCCACACAGCCGGACAAGCGGAAUGCUGCGUGUGCCGGCCUCUUCAGAGGGUGCGGGUGUGUCUGAGAACAUCAGCGACGAAGACAUUGCAAAGGGCCUGGUCGAUGAACAUGUCGACUUCCUCAAGCGCCGAAAGCUGUGCAUGUUCCUGAUGGCACACGGCAGUGGAGGCGAGCUGUCGCUUUAUCCAAAGGAUGGCGCUCAGAUAGUUCUGCCAGCACAAGCAGGCCGUCUGGUUGUGUUUCGUCAUGACCGUAUCAGCUACGCCUAUCGACCAGACUCUGAGGAGGACCUAGUCUUGCAAGCUUGGGUCUUGACCGCCCCGGCACAGUUCCAGUUUGGAGAAGUCGCUGGGGAUCAGAAGUCCAAAGACGAGCUUUAUGGCCUCGUUUCCGGACCCAACACUCCUGAAGGUCGGCGAAUAUGUGUCUAUGGCGUUGGAAUCUCCCUCCCUGGUGCCGCCUUCGAAAAGUUGGAUGCCUACUGGUGUGCAGUGGCAGGGGGCACGGAUGGAUACGUCUAUGCUCCAGUGGACAGGUUCGACAUUGAGCCUUACACGAGAACGGGCGAGGAGUGGCAGAUUGGCUACACAUACACCGUGCAUGGAGGCUUCUGCAAGGACAUCUUCUCCUUCGACAACGACUUCUUUAAUGUCCCCGAGGAGGAAGCCUGGUUGCUUGCUCCAGCAGCACGACAGCUGCUCGAAAGGAGCUACGAAGCUUUGUUCAACACCGGCAUGCGGAAGAAGGAUAUCAGAGGGAAGCGGGUCGGUGUCUACAUCGGACACAGUGGCGAUGACUUUUCCAUAGAUCCUAGGUUCACCAUGGGCUCCACGGAUGGACAUCGCUUCGGCUAUCAGGCAAGAAAAUGGUCCUGCAUAGCUGGCCGCAUUAGUUACACCUUGGGCCUCCAGGGACCACAGGCUUUGCUGGACACAGCCUGCUCAUCAGCACUGGUGGCCUAUGGAGUUGGGCAUACUGCUUUGAGGCAGGUGACUGCAGAGCAGACUCGUGCUGGGCAAGAUUCCGGCAUCACGGAAGCCUUAAUGGGCGGUGCAAACCUGAUUCCAGGCCCAGGGAACUACAUCAACUUGUGUGGUCCGCACAUGCUGUCCAUAAGCGGACGGUGCUUCACCUUCGACAUGUCUGCAGAUGGCUUUGAACGCGGUGAGGGUUCCUCGUGUUUCUUUGCCCGCAGUGAAGAGGCAGUCACCCGUGAGGCCAUCGCAACCGUGAUUGGCGCAUGUCUGAACCAAGAUGGGAGAAGUGCGAGCAUGACAGCACCAAACGGACCGUCACAGCAAGAAUGUGUGCGGGGAUCCAUGCGAGAGGCUGGGCUGACAGCCAAUCAGAUCACCUGCUCCGAGCUUCAUGGGACAGGUACGGCUUUGGGGGAUCCCAUUGAAGUCGGAGCUCUGCGUGGAGUCAUGCAGGACAGGAAGGCUCCCAUCAUGCAGACAAGUGCCAAGAGCCAUAUAGGCCAUCUUGAAGCCAAUGCCGGACAAGCUGGCAUCAUCAAGUGCAUCUUGAUGUGCAAUUCCUGUGCCGGAUCUCCGAACUGUCACUUGUACAUACUGAAUCCACAUUUGGAUGUUAACGGCUACCCAACCGUUUUCAACACUGAGCUCACAGAGUAUGGCAACCAGUCUGGAUACUCAGGGGUUUCCUCGUUUGGCUUCGGUGGGGCGAAUGCGCGUGCUGAUGUCUAUGCCGUGGCAAGCAGAGGUCCCAGAAAGCCGGGAAAGGUUAGUCUAGACAAAGUUGACUACGUGGUGGUGAGCUGUCCCUUCGACGAAGGCCCUAUGCACUAUGUCGAUGGGAAGGAAGUUCCAACGUCAGGUUCCAGGAUUUCGAGGAACAGAGGCAGAUAUCGCUGUGACAACAUUCGCGAUGAGUUUGACCAAUAUGAUUACAACAGCAGCCUGUACGAUGGCAAGUUCCAGAUGAGCCCUCCGGAAGAGAUGACAGGGGAUAGGCCAGACAGUGGGAUCGGCAUUGUUGGCUCCUGGGAUAGCUUCAAGCAGAGAACGGAGAUGACUCCCAGCUCAGAUGGUGACAGCUGGAGUUGUAUGGUGGUCGUAGGAGAGACUCGGGUUGAGAGGUUUCAGUUGUGCCUUAUGCAGAAUCCUGACAUGGCCAUAUAUCCCUAUGUCAAGAAUGGCUCCAUGACCACGCGGGUCGUGGGACCCCAUGGUGAAGGGAAGGGCAAAUUCUGGAUCAUUGACGGGCGGGAUGAUGAGGUCCCUGCGGGAACUCCCUUCCGCAUCACCCUGGAGUGGGGGCUUAGACUUCGUGUGAGCUGGCAGCGUGCAGAUGCUAUGCUGACUGGAGGUUCGGUUCCUAAGCUCAUCGGAUCCAAAGCUCGGCACAGAUACUUCGUGGUUGGUUCUUGGACAUCCUGGAACUUCUUGGAGAUGCAAAAUUCGGGUGUAAAAGAGGGUGCUUUCGAAGUCACGGUUCGCAUUGGUAUGUCACGCUCUGAGUCGUUCUAUUUCGUCCGAGAUCAAGACGAGGAGCAGGUCAUCUAUCCCGCCAAGCCCGCUCUUGAUGCGGGGGCGACUGCGAUUCCGGUCAGAGGGCCCGAUGCAUUCGGCAAUGGAAAGUGCUGGAGAAUCACCGGCAAGCAUGGAGAGUCUGUACGGCUGCGCAUUGAGAUCGUGGAUGCUCUUAUCAAGGUGAGCGUUUCAAGCUUAAUAAGACCGGAUUCUGGAUGGACAGCCAGCGGGGUGACCGGUCCAGCACGCCACAGCUACUGGGUGUUGGGCAGCUUCAACAACUGGAGCCCUGAACAGAUGCUUCCAGGUGAUAGGCCAGACUCAAGCAUCAUUGCUGACUGA
Molecule: messenger RNA, 5382 nt
Organism: Symbiodinium necroappetens
Lineage: Eukaryota; Dinophyceae; Suessiales; Symbiodiniaceae
Source: the annotation of a GenBank genome assembly